Rattus rattus (black rat) is the source of this 1021-nucleotide messenger RNA. Its product is annotated as serine/Arginine-related protein 53-like. The transcript has 9 exons. The coding region runs from base 128 to 1021 and encodes 297 amino acids. The record is from RefSeq and is a predicted model, not a curated record. Gene Ontology annotation, biological process: alternative mRNA splicing, via spliceosome. NCBI's taxonomy places the organism in Eukaryota, Metazoa, Chordata, Mammalia, Rodentia, Muridae. Gene Ontology annotation, cellular component: nucleus; cytoplasm.
UGCUGGAACCAGGAAGGCGCUGAGCUUAAAUUGAAGCAAGUUCUGAGGACGCCGGUGGCGCCGAGGUUAGAAGAGGGGGUUCCAGGUCCCCACGUCAGGAGGUGCGAACCCGAAGGUCGACCCAGAAAUGGGACGCCGGUCUUCAGACACUGAAGAAGAAAGCAGAAGCAAGAGGAAAAAGAAACACAGGAGGCGGUCAUCUUCAAGCAGCUCUUCAGACAGCAGGACGUACAGCCGCAAGAAAGGCGGGAGGAGGCCAAGGUCGGAGUCACGAUCCUGGUCUAGAGACCGCCAGCCUCGCUCACAUUCUUAUGAGAGAAGACGCAGGCGCAGGUCAAGCAGCAGCUCUUCUUAUGGCUCUAGAAGAAAACGCAGUCGCAGUCGUUCCAGGGGCCGAGGGAAGUCCUAUAGAGUUCAGAGGUCUCGGUCAAAAAGCAGAACAAGAAGGUCCAGGUCAAGACCUCGUCCACGCUCACAUAGUAGAAGCAGUGAAAGAUCCAGUCACAGAAGAACUCGUAGUAGGUCCAGGGACAGAGACAGACGUAAAGUUCGGGACAAAGAGAAGAGAGAAAAGGAGAAGGAUAAAGGCAAAGACAAAGAGGCGCACAGCAUCAAACGCGGGGAUUGUGGAAACAUCAAAGCUGGAUUAGAACAUCUGCCUCCAGCUGAGCAGGCCAAAGCCAGACUUCAAUUGGUCCUUGAAGCUGCUGCAAAAGCUGAUGAAGCAUUAAAAGCCAAAGAAAGGAAUGAGGAAGAAGCAAAGAGAAGAAAAGAAGAAGCUCUUCAGUCUGCAAGGAACCAAGAAAUGUCGCUGGCUGUUUCUGCGUCUGUGCAGAGGCUGAAUGUUUGCGAUAAUGUGAUUUUCCUGUCUGGGUUGGGAGUAAAGCUGAGAAGUGCGUCUUCUCUGAUUUUCUUGGUUAGAGAUGGCUCAGGGUUUGAAAGCGCGACUGCUCUUCCCACAGGUCCCAAGUUUGAUUACCAACGUCAUGAUGGCUCUGACACCCUGUUAUGGGGACUCUGA